CGACGGAGGAAAAAAAAAAAAGUCUUGAGUUUUUGGUUUUUAUAUUGUCGUGAGUGGUUACGAUUUCUUCAUUUUCGUAAACAUCUAGGGAAGAGAGGGGAGAUAGGGAAGUGAGAGGGGGAAACCCUAGAUUCGAUCUCCAUUCGAUUUGAUUCGUUUCUCGAAUCGAAGACGAUGGUGUUCUACUUCAAGGCCCGACCAGAUGCCGGCGACUACACCAUCUUCAUGGGGCUUGAUAAGUUCGAGAACGAGGAGCUCAUCAAGUACGGCUUCCCUGAAGACGUCUGGUUUCACGUUGAUAAAAUGUCGUCAGCUCAUGUUUACUUGAGGCUUCACAAAGGCCAAGGUUUUGAUGACAUUAGUGAAGGUGUGCUGGAGGACUGUGCCCAGCUUGUGAAAGCUAACUCCAUUCAAGGCAACAAGGUGAACAACGUCGAUGUUGUGUACACUCCCUGGUGCAACUUGAAGAAAACUGCUUCCAUGGAUGUUGGUCAAGUUGGUUUCCACAAUUCAAAGAUGGUUCGGACCAUCAGAGUGGAGAAGCGAGUCAAUGAAAUAGUUAACAGAUUGAAUAAGACAAAAGUUGAAAGAACGCCUGAUCUGAGAGCCGAGAGAGAAGCAGUGAAUGCUGCAGAAAGGGCGGAGAGGAAACUGCAUCUGAGGGAGAAGAAGAAGCGCGAAGAGAUAGAGAGGCUUGAGAAGGAGAGGCAAGCCGAGAUGAGGAGCUACAAGGGAUUGAUGGUAAGUGAUAAAAUGACAUCCAACAAAGACAUUGCUUCAAGCAACAAAUCGCUUCAAGAACUCGAAGACGAUUUCAUGUAAAAGCAUUGAAGAAAUGAGAAAAAAACAAACAAACCAAGUCGGUAACAUUCUGCCAGAGGUGAUCUGGUGCUGUCCUUCUAAGAAGGCUUAUGAUGUUCUACUAGCCUUCGACUAUAGUGAUGAUGAUCAUUGCCUUGUUUCAUCUUUUGUUUCAAAAAGUCUUGAAUACCUAAAACCCUAAUUUGGUUCCAUUGAAAUGUUUCAGAGGAGUGAAUCUGAAUUGUGAGAAAAAUAGAGAGCGUUAUAUAACACAGGUGAGCCAGUGAUCUGGUGCGAUCAUGGUUUACUCUACCUUGCUGUGUUUGUUGAAAAUCAUUUUACUACCCUUAUAGUUUUGACUUUGUGCUCAAAAAGUCCCAAAGUUAAUUUACAUGGUUGAGAGCAUAGGUAUAAUCUCCCCCACUUCAUAUGAAGCUGCCCUUCUUAGGUCCGACAACCGGAUUGACUAUCGUUUUAAGCCACAUUAUCCAAAAUAGAUUAUACUUUUCGAUAUUCAAUUCAAAACAAUAUUUGAAGUACAUGUUCUUAGUUAUUCAAUAUUUUUAGUCGAAAAUAUCCUUGAUAUGUAUAUAUGGAAAUACUGGUUGGGUUAUCCGUAUCCCCACCCUAAAGUCCCAUGAUUUGAAAUAAUACCCGAGGGUGGCCCCAAAGUUGAUAUCAG
Messenger RNA from Thlaspi arvense, 1483 nucleotides. The record is from the annotation of a GenBank genome assembly. Lineage: Eukaryota; Viridiplantae; Streptophyta; Magnoliopsida; Brassicales; Brassicaceae.